UUGUGGCUGGUGUAUUCUGGGAUGGGUUCCCAGUGGCCUGGUAUGGGACGUGCAAUGAUGAGGUUCGAAGUUUUCCGUCGCUCAAUUGAACGAUGUGACACUGUCCUACAGAAACAUGGACUUCAUCUACAGAAGAUGAUCAUGGAAGGCGAGGAGAAUACUUACGAGAGUGUCCUUCACUCCUUUGUAGGACUGGCCUCAAUACAGGUAGCUCUUACGGAUAUGUUGCUGUGUAUGGAUAUAAAACCUGAUGGCAUUCUUGGCCACUCUGUCGGAGAAUUGGGAUGUGGCUAUGCUGACGGCUCAAUGACUGCUGAGGAAACUGUCCUUGCUGCAUACUGGAGAGGUCGCUGUGUGGAGGAGGCUAAACUUCCUCCAGGGGGCAUGGCAGCAGUUGGGCUAACCUGGAAGGAAGCUACUGACCAAUGCCCCGAGGAUGUUGUUCCAGCCUGUCACAACUCCACAAACACAGUCACAGUGUCUGGUCCAGUUGAUGCAGUAUCAACCUUUGUGACCAAGCUCAAAGACCGUGGUGUGUUUGCUCGACAGGUCAACAGUGCAGGAGUUGCCUUUCACUCAAAAGACAUGCUUAAAGUGGCACCCCUACUCAAAUCUCACUUGUCAGAAGUAAUAAAACCAAAGCAAAGAAGUUCAAAGUGGGUCAGUUCCUCUGUACCCGAGUCAGAAUGGGACAGUGAGAAAGCAAAAUGGUCAUCUGCAGAUUAUGUUGUCAACAAUUUGGUUAGUCCUGUGCUUUUCCAGGAAGCACUCCAACACAUUCCUGAAAAUGCCUGUGUGAUUGAGAUUGCCCCACACUGUCUCCUUCAAGCAGUGAUCAAGCGUUCCCUUCCCAAAACAUGUUCCAUAUUUGGUGUAAUGAAGAAGCAACAUGAAAAUAACCAGGAGUUUUUCUACUCCAACCUUGGCAAGUGUUAUCUAGAGGGUGUGAGACUGAAUCCCUUGGGGUUGUUCCCUGCCAUCCAGCUUCCUGUACCCAGGGGCACCCCCAUGAUUAGUCCAGUCAUAGGAUGGGACCACAGUCAAACCUGGGCAGUAGCUGACCCAGAAAACUUCAUCACAGAGGGCCUGGCAUGCCUCUAUGAGAUUGACUUGUCACCUGAAUCAAAAUACCACUUCAUUAUCGACCAUCGAGUCAAUGGUCUAGACUUGUUCCCAGCAUCAGGCUACCUCACUCUGGCGUGGCGAGCCCUGGCAAGGGUCUGGGGACAGCUUUACACAAGGAUGCCUGUCUCUUUUUCAAACGUUGUGUUCCACCGUGCCACCAUCCUCCCAAAAUCUGGCAAGCUGACCUUUCGCGUAAAUCUCACAAAAGUUACGGGCUGUUUUGAGAUCAGUCAGGACAAUGGACUUGUGGCAAGUGGAGUGAUUUCACCUGCAAAGAUUGGGCCCAAACACGAUUCAGAGGAUGUUCCAGUCCCUCAGAGUCCAAAUUUGGAACAGGAACUGACAACAGACGAUAUCUACAAAGAACUGAGGCUACGUGGAUAUGACUUCGGACCAAAGUUUAGGUCUAUAGUAAAAACAAGAUGUAGAGGUGAACAAGGUGACUUACUGUGGACUAACAACUGGGUAUUACUCCUUGAUGCCAUGAUACAGAUCCAUCUGAUCGUGAAACCCGACAUCAGGUCAGCAUUACCUACAGGGAUAAGGAGACUGACCAUUGACCCUGUCUUCCACAACAGUUCAGUCCAGCUGGACCACAUUACUGGAAAGAGAACUGUGAAGGUAUUUGUUAACAAGUAUGGGGAUACAACAACAGCAGGAGGAGCAAUUAUGGAGGGAGUAACCUUGACCAAGGUUAACCUUCGACCCCAUGACCAGACUGUUGCCCUUGGUGAGAUGACCUUUGUUCCCUACCGAGAUACAGCUGGUCAGAAGAUGUCCACUUUCCCUUCAUUGGUCAAGUAUACAGAACAAUGCAGUCAUGUUGCUGCCGCCAUCCUCAACAAAUUUGAAUCCCACCUGGGAGAGUCCAGCAUUCCAAAUAAGGAAUUGUUCGAAGCUGUAGCAAAAACAUGUAAAGCAGAUGACAUCAGCAACUUGAAGAUCAAAUCGCAGCAAUUGGAUCAGGUAGACUGGAGUCUGUUAAGAACUUUGAUGAAAAUUUCUUCUAUGAGACUUACAAGAGGAUUGGCUGACAACAUUGUCAGUGUACUGGAGGCCUUUGGGUCAGACAUGGAACGGGACCAGUUACUGAAUCAUAUGACAAACAAGGUGGUUCUCAAUCCAUGUCUAGACAUUGUCUCCGAAAAUGUGCUAUCCAGAACACUUCAUGUUUUAGAGGUCAAAGAUCUUGGCAAUAUUUUCGGAGACAAGGUCAGAGGUCAUCUGCAGCAGACACAGAGGGGAGCAGUCAGUUUUCAGCAGGUUGACUGGAAGCUUGAAGGGCCAUCUAAAUCAGAGGAUCUAUUUCAGCUUGUUGUCCUAGAUGACUUCCUUCAUGGGCAACCUGACAUUAUGGAAUCUCUCAGGAAAGUUUCGGCAUUGGUUGCAGCAGAUGGCUUCCUCAUACUGCUGGAGGUCACCCACAACUUUCACAUACAGGCCAUGCUGGAUGGCCUGAUGAAACCAAGUUUCAAUGUGAAAGAUGAAAGAACUUUAGGUUGGUAUUGCAGUCCCUCCAGGUGGCAAGAACUGUUCAGAUUGGCAGAUUUUGAAAUUGUUGUGGAGCGAACAGAUGAUCUUCUUUACACCCUGUAUCUACUGAAAAAAAAGACAGAAGCUGAUCCAAAAAGGCAAACUGUGGUCCACAUCGAUGAUCUCAAUUUCUCCUGGUUGGAUGAUCUCAAGGCCAAGUUCAAGGAUGUGCAGACAAGACCCAAGGGAGAUAACCUUUGGGUUGUAGCCAGCAAGGAGAAGCGAAGCGGAAUUCAAGGUUUGGUACGAUGCCUUCGUCGAGAACCAGGAGGGGAACGAAUGCGGUGUGUAUUCCAUGCUGAUGGUGUUGACAUGGGCAGCAAACUUGGGCCUGCCUACCUGGAAGAUCUGAUGGAAAAAGACUUGGUGAUGAAUGUUUACAAGGAAGGAGUAUGGGGCUCCUACAGACAGGUCCCUCCCAAGUCGGAGAUGAAAACUGAAGAAAAGGGAAACAAGAACAUGGAGGUCAGAAUGAAGAAAUAUGGUGACAUGUCUAGUUUCUGUUGGUCAUGUGUAGAACCCUCAAAGCUGGACGUGACCACACACAGAUCAAAGGUCUUGUGUGAUGUUGUCUGUGUGGCUCUUAAUACUGCAGACAGAAUGAUUGCCACAGGGAAAUUAGUGACUGGGGAGGCAGGUGGCACACUUUGUACAGAGUUCUCAGGCAUUACACAUGAUGGGCGCCGGGUAAUGGGGCUGGCUCCUAAGCAGGCAUUGUCAAAGGUAGUAUUGGUAGACAAAGGUCAGAUCUGGGACAUUCCUGAAACGUGGUCUUACAAAGAGGCUGCUUCUGUAUUAUGGGCAUAUGGUCUAGCCAUCUAUGCCCUUAAAGUUAGAGGAAACCUUACCAAGAAUUCAACUGUGCUCAUACAUGAUGGAGCAAGUGACAUUGGUCAGGCUGCCCUGGCAAUCGCUUUGGGCUGUACCACAAACGUUUAUGUGACUGUGAAGAUGCAGUCUCACAAAGACAUUUUGAAUCAACGUUUCCCAAAGCUAUCUGAAGAUCGCAUUUACCUUUCUCAACAGUCCAACAACUAUGAGGCAGAUAUCCUCCGAGCAACUAAAGGCAAAGGUGUCAGUAUGGUGUUGACCUCACAGAUGGCCGACAACCUCCAAUCUGAUGUUCGUUUGUUACAACAUGGUGGCAAGCUUCUAGACUUAAACACCUACCUCCCAUCAGAUCGUAUACCUCAAGGAACUUUCCAGGGUAGCUACGAACUGCAGGGUAUCCGGAUUGAUUCAGUCAUGGAUAUGGACAUGCCCUCUGUGGCCGAGAUAAUUCUACAGGGCAUACGUAACAAUACCAUCAAGCCUCUCCCUUUCACCACUUACCCUAUCCACAAACUCAAGGAGGCUUUUGAUGCCAUGACUACUGAGAAAGGUUCUGCUUCCAAAAUACUUGUGGAGAUGGUGCCCAGUACAUCGAGUAAAACGCUGUCAGGAGACAUCCCAGUGUCACUGCAGUGUUUCUGUCCUGCAAACAAGUCCUACAUUAUCACAGGCGGUCUUGGAGGCUUUGGCAUUGAGUUGGCUCAGUGGCUAAUUGACCAAGGAGCCAAACAUAUUAUUCUUGUGUCAAGGUCAGGGGUUAAAAAUAGCUACCAGGCUCGUAAGCUACUGUUAUGGAAGGAUGAAGGCGUGACCGUGAGAAUCUCAAAUGAUGACAUCAAAACUCCAGCAGGCACCAAGGAUUUAUUUGACAAGGCAAGGAGUCUAGGGGAGGUAGCUGGAGUUUUCCAUCUUGCCAUGGUGCUGAAAGAUGGCUUGUUUGAGAACCAGUCUAUGGAGAAUUACAAGGCUGUCUGUGAAGCCAAAAUUGAUGUUGUAUUGAACCUUGACCUUGAAACUCGAACCAGAUGUAAGGAAAGUCUUGAAUGGUUUGUAGUGUUCUCCUCUGUAAGCAGUGGCUUUGGAAAUGCAGGCCAGACUAACUACGGCUUUGCCAAUGCUGUGAUGGAGAGAGUUUGUGAAGAAAGGUCAGCCCAAGGUUUGCCAGGCUUGGCAAUCCAGUGGGGUGCUAUUGGUGACGUGGGUGUUGCCAGCGAUAAGACUGUGGUUGGUGGUACUCUACCCCAAAGACUGGUGUCCUGUUUGGAGGUUCUGGAGGCACUUCUUCACCAACCCCACCCAGUAGUGUCGAGUUAUGUUCCUGCCCAGACUGAAGACCUUGGUCCCCAGGCUAAGGGACAGAAACAAGAUAUUACAACAUCUGUACUCCAGAUCAUUGGAAUUCAACCAGGGAACACUCCCAGCCUGGACAAACCUCUGGUAGAAAUCGGACUCGAUUCACUCAUGCUUGCUGAAAUUAAACAACUUCUUGACCAUGAGUUUGACCUUAGUAUCUCCGUUGAUGAAAUCCGUUCAUUGACAAUUCGGCAGCUGAGAAUGAUGUUGAAAGAAGACUUGGACAACUCAGUGCCAGAUGUUACUGUGGAGAAUUUGUCCUCAAAAGUGUCCAUUACUAAGGAUGAUCUUGUUGCCAGGAAAACCAUCAAAAGGCUGAAUGAUGUAGCCAAUGACAGACCUGCUGUUUUCAUCGUUCAUUCUUUAGGAGGCACAAUUUCCAAAAUAGCUGACUUGGUUUCCAGUGUGGCUGCACCAUUGUAUGGAAUCCAGCUGACAACUGAUGUACCUACGCAUUCCAUCCAUACAAUAGCUGCCCACUACUUACAGGAGAUAGAUACUCUGAUACCAGAUCAGCCGUAUCAUCUGGUAGGCGUGGAAUUUGGUUGUCUUGUUGCCAUGGAAAUGAGACAACAACUUGAGAAGUUCCAUGUGGAUAGCAAGAAGAUUGGGAAACUUGUGUUGGUAGAUGGUAGUCCUGUGGUCAUUCCACAACUUUAUGGAGAUGAAUUGAAAGCUCUCCAAAAACUGUCCUGGCAUGAACAGGACAACAACAUCCUCGUGAGCUUUGUGGAAUCUCUUACAGGGGAGACAACUAUCAGAAAAACACUUGAGGAGAAGAAUUCUUUUGACAGCAAGGUACAAGAAGUGACAUCAAAUCUGAUCUCUCUUCAGCCUCAGCUGAAUACAGAAGACAUUGCCAUGGCAACCAGAAUUUACCACAUGCUUUCCUCUUUGGCAGUGACCUUGAUGUGGAGGUCAAAUAUUAAAGGUGAUGUGACCUUGUUGAGGCCUUUACAACCAUCACUAAGCUACUGUGUGCAACAUCAAGAUUAUGGGCUAAAAGAGUAUGUGGAUGGUGCUGUAAAUAUUGUCAACUGUCAAUUCACUCACAAGAACCUGGCAAAAGAGAGCUUCAAGAAAGCACUAGAGGAGAUACUAGUAGCAUAG
Molecule: messenger RNA, 5952 nt
Organism: Ylistrum balloti
Lineage: Eukaryota; Metazoa; Mollusca; Bivalvia; Pectinida; Pectinidae
Product: fatty acid synthase-like
Exons: 22
Coding region: 22-5952 (1976 amino acids)
Biological process (GO): fatty acid biosynthetic process
Molecular function (GO): oxidoreductase activity; fatty acid synthase activity
Source: RefSeq, a predicted model, not a curated record